This is a messenger RNA of Dunckerocampus dactyliophorus (ringed pipefish), 2629 nucleotides long. Its product is annotated as zinc finger protein 239-like. Gene Ontology annotation, molecular function: DNA-binding transcription factor activity; RNA polymerase II cis-regulatory region sequence-specific DNA binding. NCBI's taxonomy places the organism in Eukaryota, Metazoa, Chordata, Actinopteri, Syngnathiformes, Syngnathidae. The record is from RefSeq and is a predicted model, not a curated record. Gene Ontology annotation, biological process: regulation of transcription by RNA polymerase II. The coding region runs from base 1236 to 2246 and encodes 336 amino acids. The transcript is spliced from 2 exons.
GUAGUCGACGAGGAUAUGAAAACGGUUAGCAGGAAUCGUCGUCUUACAAGCCUGUUCAGCAUUACUGUAUUUUUUACGUUUGUACUUUUUUUCCAACACAUUACAAACUACACAUUAUUAAUUCUUCAUGUCAAGACAAACUCGUCUCUGGUGAACGUUGAAGCUUCUCGAGCUAGCUUAGCUUGCUAGCUGCCAUCAAGGAGACCCGGAAGUUAUCGAGGCAUCGCUAAACAGCGAUCAAUUGUGAGUGUAAAGUGUUGUGAUUGUGUGAAAAUGUGCAAAAUGCUGGUAGCUUGGUGAAUCAGCGACGAAUAUUUUCAAAAAGUGAAAAAGAGCUGGUUGGGUACAGAAGUGACGGAAGUUGAGGAAUGGCAGGCUAUUAGAAGGAGACGAGAGGAUAUAACUGGCAAGAUAAGUGUACAAGUUGAGAAAGAUGCUAUAUGCAGACACAGUAAGGAAAGUGAGAAUGAGAUGCAAAGAAUAUCCAUCCAUUUUCUAUACCACUUGGCUUCACUGGGGUCGCGGGUCUGCUGAAGCCUAUCCCAGCUGUCUUUGGGCGAGAGGCGGAGUACACCCUGGACUAUCCCCCUUAUCAUAAUAGCAGAAAUUGGUAGGGCCACUCAAGACAAACCGUUCCAAGGUGAGUUAUAAGGCAAAGUGUGGCUCAAAUAGACCCCCAUGACGAGUGAUAUACAUGGACUAAGGUUCCGCCCGCUUCUGGAGGUGGGCAAGCGUCUGAUGGCCGGGCCCCAUGGGGUAACAUGGGUCUCCCCCUUCAAUGAGCUCACCAUCCAUUGGAGGGGUCGGGGUGCAGAUUGAGUUGGUUGGCAGCCCAAAGCAGGGACCUUGGUGGUGCGAUCCGAGGCUACAGAAGCUAGCUCUUGGUACGUGGAAUAUCACCGGGGAAAGAGCCUGAGCGGGUGCAUGAGGUGAAGUUCCAGCUAGAUAUAGUUGGACUCACCUGGACGCACAGCAACAGUUCAGGAACCAGUCGUCUCGAGAAAGACUGGAAGAUACUGCCCCAAGUGGAGGAGUUUAAGUACCGUGUGGUCUUGUUCACAAGUGAGGGAAGAGUGGAACGUGAGAUCGACAGGCGGAUUGGAUCUACGGUGCUGCGGACUCUACAUCGGUCUCUUAUGGUGAAGAGGGAGCUGAGCCGAAAGGCAAAGCUCUCAAUUUACUGAGACGUCGCUGAAGAAGAUCUUCCCCCUGAGCAGCAGGAGUGGAGCUUCAGCAUGGAGCUGGAGGAGCCCCAGCUCCCUCUCAUUAAAAAGAAAGAGGAGGAGCAACAGCCCCGGCACAUUAAAGAGGACAACGAGGAGCCCCAGCCUCCCCACGUUAAAGAGGAAGAUGAGGAGCACAGCAUCAGCCAAGAUGGAGAAAAUCUUCAGUUCCCAGUCAUUCAUGUUGUUGUGAAGAGUGUAGAUGAUGAAGACAAAGGUGAAAGUGAGGAGAAGAGAGAGGUGGAGCCUCCAAGCAGCAGCUCAACUCAACACAUGACAACAGAAGCUGAUGGAGACCACUGUGGGGGAUCACAAGCAGACAACUUCUUAGCUCCACUAUCAGAUAGUGACGACACAACGUCACACUCUCCUGACACUGAUGAUGAAGACUGUAAAGCUGAUAUGACAUGUCACACUGACAACACACGCUUGAAAUGCUCUCACUGUGACAAAACCUUUAAUUACCGUACUAAUCUGAAAAGACACAUGAGACUACACACAAGAGAAAAGCCAUUCAUGUGCUCAGUUUGUGGUAAAAGAUUCUCUCAGAAGGCACAUUUGACAACACACACAAGAAUACACACUGGAGAGAAACCUUUUUCCUGUUCAGUGUGUGGUAUAAGUUUUGUACGAAAUCAAGAUCUGAAAACACACAUGAGAACACACACUGGAGAAAAACCAUAUUCCUGCUCAGUGUGUGGCAAAGGUUUUCUACGAAAUCAACAUUUAACAGUACACACGAGAAUACACACUGGAGAAAAACCAUAUUCCUGCUCAAGCUGCAGCAAAAGCUUUUAUGACCGAACAGCACUUGUAGUACACAUGAGAAUACACACUGGAGAAAAACCAUAUGCCUGUUCAGUCUGCAGCAAAAGCUUUUCUCAACGAAAAGCACUUGUAACGCACAUGAGAACACAUACUGGUGAGAAAGUGUUGAGUUGCAGUGUGUGUGAUGAAAGAUUCUCUUAUAAGUACCAGCUUAACAAUCACAAGUGUGCUGGUGAGAACAGCAGCAGUAAAUGAAACUGCACGACUUGAAAUAAACUGUCAAGACUUUGUUAAAGGUACUGUCUUUUUUUUGGCUCCAAAUUAUAUAUUUUUUUAAACCAAAAAAUAUAAGGAGAACACCAGGGGAUAACAGAUGUUACCAGUAGUGGUUUUAAAUCACAGAUUGAAGAAAUAAAGAUCUGUAUUUGUCACAAUUUGAAGUUGAACUUCAAAUCCAAUGAUUGGCGUGUGUGGCUUUCACGCACCGCUGCCUGGUAUCCAUGUACAUGCACAAAGCAGUUUUGGAGGAGCGGCUAAGAGCUUGGAGCCAUUCUGUGGUUAUGAUAAACUAUACAUGGAAUUAUCGCGCUGGGCGUAGCUUGCAAUGUCAGAGCAGGAAGUGGGCGGGAUAUAACACU